Molecule: messenger RNA, 1095 nt
Organism: Lindgomyces ingoldianus
Lineage: Eukaryota; Fungi; Ascomycota; Dothideomycetes; Pleosporales; Lindgomycetaceae
Exons: 12
Coding region: 1-1095 (364 amino acids)
Source: RefSeq, a predicted model, not a curated record
AUGUCUUCGCCAAUGACUAGAAUGCAAAGACUUUCUGAGUCCGUUGUUGCUGAUUUGUUGUUCUUGGGCACCAUAACGCGGCUUGUUGCCGCAAGGGCCUUUCAUUUUCUGAUUAAAGAUAUGAAGGACACUCGGAGUUCAUCGUCGUGGACACUGUCUGCUCAUGAAGAAGGCCUGAGGCCAACUACGAUAUCGAUAAGCCAGACAUGGCCCAUUCCUGCAGGAACCUCCCUUGAGAAGGCACUCCCGGAGCUACUUAACACCGGCGUAGUGUUUCCAAUUGAAUACCCCUCGAUUUCCUAUUCAUAUUUCGUACCAGCUGCGAUUGCGGGAGAGCUUUCAGUGGAGCAUGUCGCAUUCCUGGUGCAGAAACCUUCCUUCCCUGUGCCUCGACGACCCCUCUACCUUCGCUAUAGCUCCUACUACCUUCGACAUAGCCCCUUAGCCAUUGCUAUGGCACUGCCCCUGCCAUCACUUAACACAAUACACUUCACUUCAUCAGCUUCUUACAUAGCUGCGUGCUUACCGGGGCUUCCGACGAGGCGCAGUACUGUACGAUUGGGCGAUUUUGAGGCCUGUACGGGACGGAGCUCUGUACCACUACGCCAAUACAACCAAAAAGGUGCGAAUAAUCAACCAACGUUGAUUUUCGGCGCCAUCUCGGCCUUACACAGCCCUCCUACCCCUCCAGAACCCCUAUACAAACUUCCUAAAAGGGUAAUAAAAUCCGUACUACGUACUGUACCUAGGGCAUCAUUAAACGUACGGUACGGCUCACGAACUGGGCACGUUCGUACUGAACACGUGACCGUUACGGUUCACUUCGUACGGACCGUAGUACGGCCCGUUGGAAGCCCUGAUGCUUACACCACCUCUCCAUUUGCCGCAGACGACGGAGGGCUGUUACGUUUGAGAGCAAUUGGCUUAGUGAGACCAUCAUUAAGAACCUUCAGUUACAAAAGAACUGGCAAGGAUGGAAAUCUGUUCGCUGAGCAAAAUAAAGCCUCCCUUGAGGCUAUUGCCUCCAUUACUCCCCAAUUACGCUCCGUAGCCGUAACUACUAACUCAAUCCACUAUAUCCCGCCGUAUAUUUAA